This is a messenger RNA of Eriocheir sinensis (Chinese mitten crab), 1063 nucleotides long. Its product is annotated as kin of IRRE-like protein 1. Bases 3 to 902 code for a protein of 299 amino acids. NCBI's taxonomy places the organism in Eukaryota, Metazoa, Arthropoda, Malacostraca, Decapoda, Varunidae. The record is from RefSeq and is a predicted model, not a curated record. The transcript is spliced from 7 exons. Gene Ontology annotation, cellular component: neuron projection membrane. Gene Ontology annotation, biological process: synapse organization.
GCAUGGAGGAGACUACUGAAGGAGGAGGAGGAGGAGGAGGAGGAGGAAGAACAAACAACGAAGACGGAGGAGGCGAGGUAGCGGUGGUGGUGUCAAGAUCUGAGCGUCAGGUGUUGCCGCGCGAGGACCUGGGCGCGGGGGAGAGAGAGGAGCCGCGCAUCACCUGGGGCCACGCCAACACCAACACGGCCUUCUUCAGGGAGGACGCGCCCACCAACGUGACAGCCAUCGUGGGGCACAAGGCGUCGCUGCCCUGCCAUGUGGUCAACCUCGGCAAGAAGGAGGUGUCGUGGAUCAGACAGCGCGACCUGCACAUACUGACCGUGGGAAUCUACACUUACACCAGCGACGACCGGUUCAAGGUGUACCAUCCCGAGAAGAGUGAUCAGUGGUACCUGGAGAUCAGUUCCGUCACCUUCCGGGAUGCUGGAGUGUACGAGUGCCAGGUGUCCGCCAGCCCCAAGAUCUCCCUGCCCAUCAUGCUCUCCGUGGAAGUGCAGCAGGCGCGGAUCGAGGGCCCGGCGGAGGUGUACAUCCAGAAGGGCUCGACCAUCCGCCUCACCUGCCGCGUCAACACCCACUCGGAGAACGUGGGCGCCGUUACCUGGUUCCGGGACACCCACAGACUUGACUACGACUCCCCCAGGGGCGGGGUCAGCGUGGAGAUAGAGAAGACUCCCUCCCGCACCACGUCUAAGCUCUUCAUCACCCGGGCCAUGCGGACAGACGUGGGGAACUACACCUGCGUCCCACAGUUUGCGGACGCCGCUUCGGUACAGGUCCACGUGGUCAACGGAGAGGAGUCAGCUGCUGUCCACACCGCCGGCAGCCCCUCAGCACGCAGCGACGGGCGUGCUGUGUGCGUGCUGCUGAUGCUGGCGAUGAUGCUGAGCCGGCGGUGACAUUCUUUGGGGAUCUUGGACGAGGAACAUCUGAGAAGGAGGUGAAAGAAGAGGAAGAGGAAGAACGCUACUCCAUUACUCUAUUUCAUCACCACCACCACCACCACUAACACCACCACCACUACCACCAACACCACCACCACCACCACCACCACCACUAC